AUGAUAAGUAAAUUUAUCUUCGUUUGGUGCCUCUCAUAUCUAUGUGCCGAAGCUUAUGCCGUACAUUCAUCACAAUAUUCCCAACAAUCACCUGACAAUACUCGAUGCGCUUUUGAUGUCUCUCGCAAGAUUUACAAUGUAACGGAUUUGUUACGAUGCAUGGGUGAACUCGCUGUCGAUCUUUCCGCUCGAAACAGUGAUCGAUCGUUAACUGUAAGACAAGCAAGCCAAACGGAUUCGUCGGAAGAGAAUUCUUACGGAUUUCCUUAUGGAAACAUACUCUUAAGUCUAUUUAAUAAUGCCCAAGUUCCAGCGGGAUACCACGAUUAUCCGUUAGAUUCUCCUACCAGUAAUUAUCAAUUAGAUACGCGGAACGACCGUCCUAAUCAAUUUGACGGGCUUGGGGCAAAUCUUUUCAAUGCAUUGUCAUCGAUCUCUCGCAACGAUGAUUUGAAAUGCGUGCCGAGGAUACUCUGCGAGAUGGCGAGUGGAAGACCACCGGGGGAAUACAAGCGAGCACCAACGGGGAAUAACGAGCAAUACUUGGGAGAAUUUGGGAGAAAUGCCUUCACUCAGUGGCUCGCCGAACUGGCAGUAACGUCUCCCGUACUGAGUUUUGCCCGAGCCGCCGUCUUGGGUUACAGCAGCAAUGGAAAUCCGGCCACGUGUUACCGCGCGUUCCCGAGGUGUCCGCGUAAUCCCGACAAAGUGGUGCAUUAUCUAAACAAUCAUAAUGGGGGAUUCUUCCGGUUCUUCAACGGAGUCGGACAGGGGAGUUAUCCUCAAUCGUCUUACGUUUCGCAAGAUAAUUCGGAAUUUCUCAGAGAGAGAAGAUGGAAAGCUCCACCGCCGGGCAUCGCCGGUGCGGAGGCAGACCGUACGGGAACAGGGAAGCUAAAGUUCGACAUUUUGACUGCUCGACAAGAUUAUGGGAAAAGCUUCUUCCCGAGAGAAAAUACAUCGGAGAACUCGGGGCGAGUGGUUUUUCCGGAUCACGAGGAGCCAAGUGAUCGCCCAUUGAAAAACAGGAUUCUUAAAUCUCUGUCGGACUUACGAGACCCCGACGUGAAUACAUUUUCGCAGGAUUCUUCGUUGGUUUUCCCACAGGAAUCGGAAGACCAAGAUGUUCGCGUUUCGCGUUUUAUUCCUGAAUCUUCAGAAUCGGAGUCCCACAGCGCAUUCCGGUUUCCACGUUAA
Molecule: messenger RNA, 1197 nt
Organism: Vollenhovia emeryi
Lineage: Eukaryota; Metazoa; Arthropoda; Insecta; Hymenoptera; Formicidae
Exons: 6
Coding region: 1-1197 (398 amino acids)
Source: RefSeq, a predicted model, not a curated record